AUGGCCACGUCAGCGCUCAACCCAAACGCGCCGAUAUUCGUGCCGACGGCGUACCGCGCAGUGGAGGAUUUCUCUGACCAGUGGUGGGACCUCGUCCAGUCCUCACCCUGGUUCCGCGACUACUGGCUCCACGAGUGCUUCUCAGAUCCCCAAAUCGCCCCGCCUUUCUCCGAUGUCGCCGGCGCCGGCGACGCCCAGGACGGCGUCGAAUCGGCCGGAGACGCCGCGUCGAAAGAGCGGGGAGGCGGCGCAGAUCUGGUGGCGCUGGGGUGGUUGAAGUGGCGGCGUCCGCGCGGAGGGGCGGAGGCGGCGCCGAGGUACUGUGAGAAAGCGCCGAAGUUCGUGAGUGCGAGGGUCAGCCCGAGGCCGAUUCAGCAGCCGCGUUAG
Striga hermonthica is the source of this 387-nucleotide messenger RNA. Lineage: Eukaryota; Viridiplantae; Streptophyta; Magnoliopsida; Lamiales; Orobanchaceae. The record is from the annotation of a GenBank genome assembly.